Messenger RNA from Cuscuta campestris, 868 nucleotides. NCBI's taxonomy places the organism in Eukaryota, Viridiplantae, Streptophyta, Magnoliopsida, Solanales, Convolvulaceae. The record is from the annotation of a GenBank genome assembly.
UUCCCAUCAAGAAUUAAAUCACAUUUAUCAAACUCCCAAUUUUCAUAACAAAAAAAAAAUGGUUAUCCAAAGAGAAAUGUUUCCUAGUGAGGCCUACAAGCAAAUGAGCUAUGCACACAAAGAGAAAGAGUCAUUUUGCAAUGACAACUUUUGUGUCAACCAAACCUCCUCAAGCAUGCAAAUGGUGAGGCCUAGCCCAUGCAUGCCCACCACCCACCACCACCACGUCGCCGGAAUCCACCACGACGGCCACCACCUCAUCCCCGGAAAAACCCACGAAAGCCACCACAGUCACGUCCACAAAGACCACCAGUACUGCAUCAAAGAAAACUGCUGCGACGAGAAGCGCCACCACGAAGGGUCCCACCACGGCAAAGAGAAGUUCCACACUAACGCCCGUGUGAGCGAGUUUGUGAAGGAAGAGGCAGUCAAAAUCUUCAGUGACAAGCUGCAGAGGAGCGGAGGAUAUGGAGGCGGCGAAACUCACCACCACCAUGCUCCACCACCCGUCGUGGCGGAACCCUACUAUUAUAAGCAAGAAACCACAAAGUAUUCCGGCGGACCCAACGGGCGGGUGCAUUACGUUGAGUACAAGGGUUUGGAGGAUUGAACUUGGAAGGCUCAAAAUUGGGACACUAAGCUUUGAACAUUUCUGCAUGUAAUAAAUUGCUAAAAAUGUGUGCUAAAAUAACAAAAAAAAGGGGGGCAGGGUAUGAAAGGCAGUAUGUGAACUUUCAUAAACUCCCAUGGCCUCCCAACUAUCCAUUAUCUUGCUUGAAAAAAAAAAAACUAAAUAAACAAUGUUUGUUAUUUGCAUAAUGCUCAAAUAUCUUAAAUCUCAUCAACACAAGAAAAGAUAGGAAAUGUU